Messenger RNA from Gossypium raimondii (Peruvian cotton), 2556 nucleotides. RefSeq names its product pollen receptor-like kinase 4. Gene Ontology annotation, molecular function: protein binding; protein kinase activity; ATP binding. The record is from RefSeq and is a predicted model, not a curated record. Gene Ontology annotation, biological process: protein phosphorylation. Lineage: Eukaryota; Viridiplantae; Streptophyta; Magnoliopsida; Malvales; Malvaceae. The transcript is spliced from 3 exons. The coding region runs from base 207 to 2189 and encodes 660 amino acids.
UAGCAACUUAAAAUUAUUGUGUUCCAUAAUUCCAGGACAUCCAUAUCCCACCACCAUCUCCCCCUUCUCUCUCUUUCCCCCCAUACACUCCAUUUUUCUAAUAUUCCGCACUCGGAUUGCUGCUCCCCUGGUGAAGGGCGCGCACACCGGUGCGUGUUCCCCCCCCCCCAACGUCCUCCGCCAUCGCCAUCGUCAUCGUCAUCGUCAUGGCCUUUAACCUCCCACUUUUCUUCCUCCUUUUUUUCUUGCCUUUUGUUUUUCCUUCUUACGCUUUGCCCGAGUCCGAUAUCCUUCUCAAGUUCAAAUCUACCUUAAACAAUGCCUCUGCCUUGAAGAGUUGGGACAGCAAUCCCCAACCUCCAUGCAAUGGCCCAACUGCCAAUUGGAUCGGCGUUCUUUGCAAUCAUGGCGCCAUUUGGGGUCUCAAACUCGAGGCUAUGGGACUUUCCGGCUCCAUUGAUGUCAAUACCUUAAAAGACCUGCCCAACUUGACUACCUUAAGCUUUAUGAACAAUAGUUUCAAUGGUCCUAUUCCCGAGUUGAACAAACUUAAAGAACUCAGAUCCGCUUAUUUAUCCUUCAACAAAUUUUCUGGACAAAUUCCUGCCAAUGCCUUUGAUGGUUUGAUUUUGAUCAAGAAAUUGCAUCUAUCCCAAAAUCAGUUAACGGGUGCAAUUCCUGCCUCUUUGGCCACCUUGCCCAAGCUUACGGAGCUUAAACUUGACGGCAACCAGUUUUCGGGUAAAAUACCUGACUUUAGACUUCCCAUUCAAACGCUGGAUCUCUCAAAUAAUCAAUUGGAGGGUCCUAUACCAGCAAGCCUUAGUAAGAUGGACGCCCAAGUUUUUGCAGGCAAUAAGGGGCUGUGUGGUGGACCAUUGAAGGCGUGUGAGUCCCCCGGUGGAUCAAACUCUACUUCCAACGAUGGGUCCGGUUCCGGUUCCGGUUCUGGUUCCGAUUCCGGUUCCGGUUCCGGUUCCGGUUCUGGUUACGAUUCCGGUUCCGGUUCCGGUUCCAGCUCCAAGAAGCCACCAAUAUGGAUGAUAGCGAUCCUGGUGGUAGUUGGGGUGUUGAUAGUAGUGGCCAUAUUUGCAGUGAUGAUGAUGAAACGACAGAGAAAGCAGGAAGCAACGCCAUCAUCAGUGGAGGCCCCACCAUCAAAUGUGCGAGCAAAAGGGUACAAGGGAGAAAAACACGGGUCGCCAGGCAACUCAAGGAAUGGAAAGAGGGCUCCCGAGGCGACUGUUAAACUUACAUUCGUGAGGGAUGAUAGAGAGAGGUUUGAUUUGCCAGACUUGCUAAAAGCCUCGGCCGAGGUAUUGGGAAGUGGAUCCUUUGGGUCAUCGUUUAAGGCUGCUCUGUCAAUUGGGCCUGUGGUGGUGGUGAAGAGGUAUAAACAGAUGAACAACGCUGGGAAAGAAGAGUUCCUUGAGCAUAUGAGGAGGAUAGGGAGACUGACCCAUGAAAACUUGCUUCCUCUCGUCGCCUAUUACUAUAGGAAGGAAGAGAAGCUCCUUGUCUCCGAUUUUGUUAAAAAUGGAAGCUUGGCAGUGCAUCUCCACGGUCGCAAAUCCACGGGGCAUCCAACGCUGGAUUGGCCAACUCGAUUGAAGAUCGUGAAAGGAGUAGCCAAGGGGCUGGCAUACCUGCACAAGGAAUUGCCUAGCUUGAUAGUGCCCCACGGACACCUGAAAUCCUCAAAUGUUCUCCUCAAUGAAACCUGUGAACCCCUCCUCACGGAUUACGGCCUGAUACCUAUAAUCAACCAGGAAAGUGCAAAGAAACUGAUGGUGGCUUAUAAGUCACCAGAAUAUGCGCAACAAGGCAAAAUUACAAGAAAGAGCGACGUAUGGGCUCUUGGAAUAUUGAUAUUAGAGUUAUUAACGGGAAUGUUCCCCGGAAACUUCAAGGGCAAGGAGAGUGAUCAUCAUCAGGAAGAGGAUUUGGCAAAUUGGGUGAAGUCGGUUGUUGGUGAUCAAGAAAGGCCGUCCAAGGAUAUGGAGGUGUUCGACAAAGAGAUGGGAACAAUAAAUGACAGUGAUGGGGAAUUGAUGCAAGAUCUGUUAAAGAUAGGAUUGAGUUGCUGUGAAGAAGAUGUGGAGAAGAGAUUAGAUUUAAAAGAUGCUGUUGGGAGAAUUGAAGAAUUAAAGCGCAAGGAUGAUGAUGGUGCAUCCAAGGCCGGCCAGUGAGGAUGGCAACAAAUAUAACAUCGACGAUAACUUCUUUUAAUUCCCGCCCACUACAUAUACCCUUUUUUACUCCAAGAGUCGACCAAAUAUAAUCUCUCUUUUAUCUUUGGUUUCUUUAUUUUGUGGGGGACUACUUCAAGUUGAAGGCCACAACCUUACUGAAUUUAUUUGAGAUUUGGAGUUCAAAGCAUUUAAUUUUGUUUUUCUCAUCGCUAGAUUUCCUUAGGAUUGAUGAUAUUAUUAUAUAUAGCCUGCACCUGCAGUUUCUUGCCCUUUUUUUUCUCUCCAUAAAUAUCAUCAUAUGUUGUACCCAUACUACAAUAUCUAAAUCACUUUUUUUAAUUUAAUUUCCUUAAAUUAAUUAAGA